AUGGUGAUGAGUAGAAGCAACAUAGAGAAAUCAUUCAGAAUCAAACAUGAAGACGGCGACAACAACAACAACAACAAGUUCUUAUCAAAGCUUCUUUCAAAAGAAAACUCCAAAGCUUGUGCUUCUAUUCCUUCUUUUAGAGUUUACUAUAAUGAUGUUCCAAGUUCUAUUCCUUUCACUUGGGAAUUACAACCUGGUACUCCUAAACAUACAUUUCCUCAAACAUCUUUACCUCCUCUUACACCUCCUCCUUCUUACUACUCCAACACUAAUAAUAACAACAACAAAAAACCUACUAAAAAUAACUCUAGAUCCAAGAUAUUUCAUGCUUUAAUCAUGAAGUUUAAUCACAAAAAAUCUCCGUUACCUUCAUCUCCUUCAUAUUCAUCUUCAUCUACUUUAUCAUGGUCAUCCUCUUCACAAUAUUCAUCAAUCUCUGCACCAACAACUCCUUUACAGCGGCAUCAUUUUUGUAGCCAAGCGUCAUCUUUUGAUGAUUAUAUAACGCCAGCAUCGAAAUUAUGUCAUGGUAAUAACAAAUCUAGUGGAAAUUCUGUAUUUAUGCUGAAAAAAGCCUUGUUUUCCAUUGUUGGUGGACGUAGAUCUAACUAA
Messenger RNA from Solanum verrucosum, 612 nucleotides. RefSeq lists its product as uncharacterized. The record is from RefSeq and is a predicted model, not a curated record. Lineage: Eukaryota; Viridiplantae; Streptophyta; Magnoliopsida; Solanales; Solanaceae. Bases 1 to 612 code for a protein of 203 amino acids. The transcript has a single exon.